This is a messenger RNA of Lepidothrix coronata (blue-crowned manakin), 754 nucleotides long. Its product is annotated as histone H2A.J. The transcript has a single exon. Gene Ontology annotation, molecular function: structural constituent of chromatin; protein heterodimerization activity; DNA binding. The record is from RefSeq and is a predicted model, not a curated record. Gene Ontology annotation, cellular component: nucleosome. Bases 72 to 461 code for a protein of 129 amino acids. Lineage: Eukaryota; Metazoa; Chordata; Aves; Passeriformes; Pipridae.
AGCUCCUUUGCGUCAGUAUAAUAUUGUCGGUUUAGUUGCUGAGAUCGAGCUUUGUAGCAGACGCUAAAAGCAUGUCCGGCCGUGGGAAGCAGGGAGGCAAGGUCCGAGCCAAGGCCAAGUCGCGCUCGUCGCGGGCUGGGCUUCAGUUUCCCGUCGGUCGUGUCCACCGGUUGCUCCGGAAAGGUAACUACGCCGAGCGGGUGGGCGCCGGCGCGCCCGUCUACCUGGCGGCCGUGCUCGAGUACCUGACGGCCGAGAUCCUGGAGCUGGCGGGCAACGCGGCCCGCGACAACAAGAAGACGCGCAUCAUCCCCCGCCACCUGCAGCUCGCCAUCCGCAACGACGAGGAGCUCAACAAGCUGCUGGGCAAGGUGACGAUCGCGCAGGGCGGCGUGCUGCCCAACAUCCAGGCCGUGCUGCUGCCCAAGAAGACUGAGAGCCAUAAAGCUAAAAGUAAAUAAGUUCGGCGAGCAAAGCUACUCAGACUUAGCACGAGAUUUUAAACCAAAGGCUCUUUUCAGAGCCACCCACAGAGUCAGAAAAGAGUUGUGUUGCUUUCUUUACAAAGGUGCUCUCGUGCUAUCUUUAAAUGCAACUUUAACUAAAACGAACUUGUGUUGCAUUAUUUUAAACUUUUGUUUCUACAGAAGAGGGGUCAUUUGCUUUCUAACUCUCCCUAUUUUGUUGAAAAUACUAUCAGUUUGAAAUUAUUUGGGGUUUUUUUCCUUGUAACAGUAAAGCACUUAUAUUUUCA